UACCGCUUCGUGAAGCAAAUUUUACUGUCGAUAACUGAAAUUAUCACGUAAAAAAAUGUUUAUUCAAGAUCAAGACUUAAACAAUGUAGUAGACACAAUUCUACGACACAUGACAUCGUAUGAUCUUAGUAAAAUGUAAAAUCAUCUCUACAGACAUGUCGCCGGUUGUAUUUAUAUUCGUAAUUAAAGGAUAAGUGUAUGAAGAGAAGAAUAGAAUGGCUAGAAGUGUGGAGAUAAGUUCUGAAAAGGAGUACAGUGAAAAAGAUAGUUUUACUACUGAAAGGGCGAGAGUGUGGCCACAAGUUCUAGCGUGUCUUAUAGCCAGUUUGGGAGCAUUCACACAAGGUAUCCUCUUCUCAUGGACAUCUCCGUUUAUAGUAAAAAUAGCCCAGGAUAAAGUAAACUAUAACAUAUCAGAAGAAGAAGCUGCCCGUUUACCAACCAUCCAACCUCUUACGGUGCUGCUAACCUCCUUGAUAUUCUUCAAGCUCCCCGACAUCAUCGGAAGAAAGAAGACACUGCUUCUUAUCAGCAUUCCGCAUAUACUAUCUUUUAUAACUGCAGCUGUAGCUAGAAGCAUAUAUGUGUUUUAUUUGUCAAGGGUUUUUUCAGGUCUAGCUAAUGGCUUCUUGUGGACAGCGUUGCCGAUGUAUAUCGGCGAAGUUACUUGUCCCAAGAUACGAGGUCUUUGUGGGACGUUAAUAACAACAGCUAUCUUUGUAGGGCAAUUAGCUGUGAAUGUGGUGGGGAGCUAUUGCGAUGUUGCCACAACUUCCUAUAUUUUUAUGCCAGUAUCGAUAUUGUUUGUCAUUCUGUUUGCAUUUAUGCCAGAAACACCGUAUUACUAUCUGAUAAAGAAAGACUAUGGAGCUGCUAGAAGAUCUUUAAUAUUUCUAACACGAAAGAAAAAUGUAGUCGAUGACUUGAACAAUCUGAAGAGUGACGUUGAUCGGCAAAUGUCAGAGACAGGAACAUGGAAAGACCUGGUCGUAAUUGAAAGCAACAGGAACGCGUUGUUUUGUGCAGUUUUUCUGAGAGUGUCUCAAUCCUACAGUGGUAUAUCAGUUUUUAUCCAAUACACUCAAUACAUCUUCUUAAAAGCUGGAGGGAAUGUAUCUCCCCAGAUGGCUUCUAUUAUCUACAGUAUUCUUUGCGUCGUUAUUACUUUAUUAGUAACAUUAUUCGUAGUUUCUAAAUUCGGGAGGAAACCUCUAUACUCAAAUUCCUCAGCCCUAUGCUCCAUAAUACUUGCUGUAAUGGCUGUGUAUUUUUAUUUAGAACAAUUCGUGCCAACAUUUGACAUAUCGUCUUUGAGCUGGCUACCAAUUACAUCACUAGUUACCUAUCAGGUUUGUUCCUGUUUCGGUGUAGCUAUAAUACCUAGUAUUAUGCUAGGAGAGCUUUUCUCAGCAAGCGUUAAGUCCAAAGCUGUAGCAACGAUGACAUUCGUUAAUAGUGGUGGGAUAUUCCUAGCAAACGCUACUUUUAACUUUUUAAGUUCAGUAGGGGGAAGUUACGCUCCUUUUCUAUUUUUCGCAAUCUGUACAGCUGCAACAGCUGUAGUUACAAGAUUUGUGGUUCCAGAAACAAAGGAUAAGACUUUGGAAGAAAUUCAAAUGAAUCUCAAAAAAUCAGUUGAGAACGAGAGCGUAUAAAUUUUGUAUAAUAAAGUUUUUAUAAAGUC
Molecule: messenger RNA, 1684 nt
Organism: Diabrotica virgifera virgifera (western corn rootworm)
Lineage: Eukaryota; Metazoa; Arthropoda; Insecta; Coleoptera; Chrysomelidae
Product: facilitated trehalose transporter Tret1-like
Exons: 2
Coding region: 216-1655 (479 amino acids)
Biological process (GO): transmembrane transport
Cellular component (GO): membrane
Molecular function (GO): transmembrane transporter activity
Source: RefSeq, a predicted model, not a curated record